Messenger RNA from Lucilia cuprina (Australian sheep blowfly), 787 nucleotides. Its product is annotated as upstream-binding protein 1-like. Gene Ontology annotation, biological process: regulation of transcription by RNA polymerase II. The record is from RefSeq and is a predicted model, not a curated record. The transcript is spliced from 2 exons. Gene Ontology annotation, molecular function: DNA-binding transcription activator activity, RNA polymerase II-specific; RNA polymerase II cis-regulatory region sequence-specific DNA binding. Gene Ontology annotation, cellular component: nucleus. Lineage: Eukaryota; Metazoa; Arthropoda; Insecta; Diptera; Calliphoridae. The coding region runs from base 85 to 594 and encodes 169 amino acids.
CUAACUUACUUACUUACUUUCUCACUUACUAACUUACGUACUUACUUACUUACCACAUCAAAUAUAUUUUCUCUCUCUUUUAGAAUGUCUAAAGAGGAUUUAAUUCAAAUCUGUGGUCUUGCCGAUGGCAUACGCAUGUUUAACAUUUUACGAGCCAAAGCCAUAACACCACGUUUAACUUUCUACGUCAGUUUAGAUGGGAAUAAUUUUAAUGCCGUAUAUCUUAUAUCAAAUACAUCUAAAGAACUAUCACAAAAACUUUUUAAACUUCCAGGAUUUUAUGAAAUUAUAGCCAAAAGUUCAACACACAAUGGCGGUCCUGUGCCCGCUACUGGCGGCGGUAACAACUCCCUGAUGGACAAUUCAACACCAUUUCAUGCAUGGGGUAUGCAUUCGAAAUAUUCGGGAAGUGGUUCAAAUAUAUUCAAUGAUGUCAAUAAUAAAAGUUUAAUUUAUGUUACCGGUCCCGCUGGUAUACAUGUCGCCGUUACCGAUGAAGUUUUAAAUAAUGAAAUACGUGAUGGUAGUUUAUAUGGUCUAGAAGUACAAAAUGGAAAAGUUAUUAUGAAAUUAAUCAAUAAAAAUGAAAAUUAGUUAUAAAUAUUUACAUACACACAUACAUUUGUGCAAGAAAAAUGCAUUUAUGUUUGGAAUUUCUUUUAUAUGAAAAUGAAUGUUAUCGAAAAAAUUCGUACUCUGCAUUUCGAUAUUAUAAAAUUAAAUUACUUUGCAAACAUAGAUAGAUUAAUUUAAAAACUAUAAAUUGGUUAUUUUAUUGAAAAAAUUU